Messenger RNA from Pelobates fuscus (common spadefoot toad), 1162 nucleotides. RefSeq names its product solute carrier family 39 member 2 (gene SLC39A2). Lineage: Eukaryota; Metazoa; Chordata; Amphibia; Anura; Pelobatidae. Gene Ontology annotation, molecular function: zinc ion transmembrane transporter activity. The transcript has 3 exons. The record is from RefSeq and is a predicted model, not a curated record. The coding region runs from base 238 to 1161 and encodes 307 amino acids. Gene Ontology annotation, biological process: zinc ion transmembrane transport. Gene Ontology annotation, cellular component: plasma membrane.
AACAAGUUCAGUGGAGUGGAGAGGAGAGUUAGAAGUAGAAAACAAGAAUGGGAUAAAUCCACUUAACGAUUCGGGCAUGAGGCUUUUGAUUAAUGAAGAGCAGGUUUUAACGGCAAGAGGGUGCAGUGGAGAUAGGUGAACACAGACUUAGAAUUAGAACGGGAGAGCCUUAAAGUUUUACAUUUUAUGCACUGCCAAUCUGUAUUUCUGUGAAUUCCACAAUUAAAGCUUCGAGUCAUGGAUCAACUUCUGUCUGUGAAGGUUGGGUGCUUAGUGGCUCUUCUCUUUAUCACCUUGAUCUGUGGCUUGGCACCACCAUUUGCCAGCUGGUUCCUGAAAAGUAGUGUCAAAGAAUCCUACCAACUCGUUGUUUGCCUUAUCAGUUCAUUUGCAGCCGGCAUAUUCCUGGGAGCCUGUUUGCUUCAUGUCGUUGCUGACUCCCUCACAGACAUCGCAAGUGAGCUUUCAUAUAUCAACUAUCCUAUGGGAGAACUGAUCUUGUCUUUGGGCUUCUUCUUGGUUCUUUUCAUUGAACGAUUUGUCUUAUAUUGUUGUAAUAAUCACAAAAGCCCGUCCCAUGAUGUGAUGCCACUGCCAGAAAUGCCAUCCACGCCUACCACCGACUACCAAGAAAAGCAGGACAUGUCAUCAGAGAUAAAUGUCACUGUGCAGGAGGAGCCACAUAACCACAUCCACCCUAAUAUAUACUCCCAUGCCUCCUUUCGUUCCCUUAUUCUUUUCUGCUCGCUCUCCAUUCAUUCGGUUUUUGAAGGUCUGGCCAUUGGACUUCAGUCCAGCUAUUCUAGUGCCUUAGAGAUCAGCAUUGCAGUACUUAUACACAAGGGCAUUAUCGUUUUCAGCCUGUCACUUAAACUGCUUCAGAGUCUGACCCAACGAACGUGGCUAGUGGUAUACAUUGUGGUGUUUUCACUGAUGUCUCCUAUUGGCAUCACAAUUGGCAUUAUUGUUACAUUAGAGAAGUCUGCCAUCGUAACUAUGGUGCAAGCCAUCUUAGGGGGCAUUGCCUCAGGGACAUUUGUGUAUGUCACAUUCCUGGAAAUUCUACCACAAGAACUCAACACAUCAGACAAGCCACUACUGAAGGUUCUUUUCAUUGUCAUUGGUUUCACUGUUAUGGCAGUCGUAGCUAUCUGGGCCUGAU